This is a messenger RNA of Phoenix dactylifera (date palm), 4287 nucleotides long. The record is from RefSeq and is a predicted model, not a curated record. Lineage: Eukaryota; Viridiplantae; Streptophyta; Magnoliopsida; Arecales; Arecaceae.
CUCUCUCGCCGUCCCUCCCUCCCUCCCCUCUCCUAGGGUUCCGAUCUCCACCUCUCACCGGCGCGCCACCUCUUGAUCUCUGAUGAAGGCCCACUCGCACCAGAGGAGCGCAAGGGUUCCACCAUCCGAAACCCUAACUCCUCAUAAGCACCGGCCGCCGCGAAUUCCCAAGGAGAACGUCGACCCCGGCCCCACCCCACCGGAAUCGUCCCCCUUCCGGUCGCCUUCGGUCGCCGGAAAGACCCUCGCCACGAAGAAUCGGAGCCCACUCCCCCCGCGGCCGCCGCUCUCCUCGAACCAUGGCGGCAACCCUCUUAAGCGGAAGCUAAGCUUGGAAACCCUACCCGAAAAUGGGGUUCCGGCCUCCAUGGCCUCGGAUUCUGGUGUUCAGGUGAUAGUGCGAAUGCGGCCUCUGAACAAGGAGGAGGAAGAAGGGGCUCUAAUUGUACAGAAGAUUUCACCAAACUCUAUUUCGAUCCUUGAUCAUGCCUUCACCUUUGAUUCGGUUGCUGACUCCAGAUCCACACAGGAAGAUAUUUUCCAUCUUGUUGGACUUCCAUUGGUGGAGAACUGCCUGGCUGGGUUCAACAGUUCCAUAUUUGCAUACGGACAGACCGGCAGUGGCAAAACAUAUACGAUGUGGGGGCCUCCGAGCGCUUUGUCAGAAGAUGCUUCAUCAAGCAAUGAGCGAGGAUUGACUCCCCGAGUCUUUGAGCAGCUCUUUUCCCGGAUUGAUGAAGAGCAAGCCAAGCACUCUGACAAUCAGCUGAAUUAUCAAUGCCGCUGUUCGUUUUUGGAGAUUUACAAUGAGCAAAUCACCGACCUGUUGGACCCUACUCAGAGGAAUCUUCUGAUUAGAGAAGAUGUAAGAACUGGCGUAUAUGUUGACUGCUUGACAGAGGAGUAUGUGUGUACAGUGAAUGAUGUAAUCCAACUACUGACAAAGGGACUGACAAACAGGAGGAUUGGUGCUACCAGUAUAAAUGCAGAAAGUUCUCGUUCACAUUGUGUGUUUACUUGUAUUGUUGAAUGUCGAGCCAAGAAUGUGGCUGAUGGGCGAAGCAGUUUAAGGACCAGCAGAAUCAACCUUGUUGAUUUGGCAGGAUCAGAAAGACAGAAGCAAACUGGUGCAGCAGGAGAACGUUUAAAGGAAGCAGGGAAUAUUAAUCGUUCCCUUUCACAGCUUGGGAACUUGAUUAAUAUUCUUGCAGAAGUUUCACAGUCUGGAAAACAGAGACAUAUUCCAUAUCGUGAUUCCAGGCUGACAUUUUUACUGCAGGAAUCUCUUGGCGGUAAUGCAAAGCUAGCAAUAUUAUGUGCCAUUUCCCCUUCACAGAGCUGCAAGAGUGAAACAUUAAGUACCUUGAGAUUUGCACAGCGUGCAAAAGUCAUAACAAACAAGGCAGUAGUAAAUGAAAUAACACAGGAUGAUGUUAAUGUCUUGCGUGAGCAGAUACGCCAACUGAAGGAUGAACUUCUACGAAUGAAGACCCACGGAACCCAAUCAGAGAGCAGUGGAAGUUAUUCAACUGGAUGGAAUGCACGGCGGAGCUUGAAUCUUUUGAGAAUGAGCCUUAACCGUCCUAGAGCAUUACCUGUUAUCAAAGAUGACAGUGAUGAAGAGAUGGAAAUUGAUGAGAAUGAUGUUGAGAAGCCCCAUUUCGAAGCAGGAUUACAGCCAUCCGAAGACAAAGUACCUGCUGUGUUAGAGAUUUCCAAGGAGAAAGUAUUGUUCUGUAAGUCUGAUAAUAGAAUGGUUCUUGGAGAUACACAGUCAGGUCAUAUAUCUGGGUCUGGCAGUGGCACUUAUCAAGUUAAUGCAUUGGAAGGUCGUGAAUUAGAGCACAUAGAUCAAGGCCAUGUUUGCCUCAAGUUGGAUGGGAAAGGGUAUUGUUCUACUGACGAUGGUGUAGACAAACCACUGGAUGGAAGUCGUACAGCAGAGAUGAAUGAUGAAAAGAUUCAGGUUUUGCCAGAUAAUGACAUGCUUGGUAAAAGUAAACCUCUGGAAGAAAAGGCACAUGUUUUGGUUUCAGAUCCACCCGUAAUUUCUUCCAGUUCUCCAGAUUCCAUCAUAUCACCAUCCAGCCUUAGUGUGCCAUGCCGGACAUCCCCCGUUCUUCAGUCACCUAAAUUGAGCACCUCACCGAUAGUCGAAAAUCGCAGCAGGAAGAGUCUCAGAACAUCAUCAUCUAAGUCCGCAUCUCAGAACAAUAUACUAGAAAAUGUGGAAUCUCGUUCAGGGGAUAUAAACUUAUCCUUUGCAGACACUUCAAAUCACAAUUCAUUGAAUGCUUCUAUCAUGCAAACCUGUAAGAAAUUCCUGGCACCAACUGAACAUUUGGCAGCCAGUCUUCAUCAUGGUCUUCAAAUUAUGGAUAACCACCGGCAUAGUUCAGCUCUAAGGAGGUCGUCGUUCAUGUUUUCUAUCAGACCUGUUGAUGUCAAACCAAUGGGGCCAGUAAUUAAGGUUGAUGCUGGUGUACAAACACUUGUUCAAGAAUCAGAAAUACCAGGAAUUUUAUCUACAUUUAUCUGUAAUCGUUGUAAGAAUGGAGCUUCUACAGAUGAACAUAGCAACAACACAGAGUUGCAAUUAGUACUUGUUGAUGGAUCAAUGUCAUCAGACAAACAAAAGAUGCAAGUUCCGAAAGCAGUGGAGAAGGUGCUGGCUGGUGCCAUUAGGCGAGAAAUGGCAGUUGAAGAUCAGUGUGCAAAGCAAGCUGCUGAAAUUGCCCAGUUAAAUCGUUUGGUCCAACAAUAUAAGCAUGAACGUGAAUGCAGUGCCGUAAUUGCAGAGACACGUGAAGAUAAAAUUUCCCGCCUUGAGAGUCUUAUGGAUGGUAUUUUGCCAACAGAAGAUUUCAUGGAGGAGGAGUUUGUUUCACUUAUGAAUGAACACAAACUUCUUAACGAGAAAUAUGAGAAUCAUCCAGAAGUUUUGCGUGUAAAUAUUGAGCUUAAAAGAGUUCAAGAUGAGUUAGAUCGGUACAGGAACUUCUGUGAUAUGGGUGAGAGGGAUGUGUUGAUGGGAGAGAUUCAAGAUCUAAAGGGCCAAGUGCAAUAUUACAUGAGUUCUUCCAUGUCAACCCCAAAACCAAAUCCAUUGCUUCUGUUGGCCGAUUCAAUUGAACCCAAUUCAACACCUCUUAGUCCAAUCUCCGAGUUGGCUGAAGAAAGUGCUGAUGAGAAACAAAAACAGGAGAUGUGUGAUUGGGAUAAAGUUGAAAGUAAGUGGAUUUCUAUUUCUGAAGAGCUUAGACGUGAACUUGAAGCAAGUCGCUCUCUUGCUGAAAAGUGGAAGCGAGAACUUGAUUCCGAGAAGAAAUGCACAGAAGAGUUGAAAGAGGCAUUGCAGACAGCAAUGCAAGGUCAUGCCCAUAUUCUGGAACAGUAUGCAGAACUUCAGGAGAAGCAUAUUGCUUUACUUGGGAGGCACCGGAAGAUCAGUGAUGGGAUUGAAGACGUAAAGAGAGCAGCAGCAAAAGCUGGGGUUAAGGGAAGUGAGUCCAGAUUCAUCGACUCCCUUGCAGCUGAAAUUUCGGUUUUAAGAGCAGAGAGAGAAAAAGAGAGGCGAUAUUGGAGGGAUGAAAAUAAAGGCCUUCAGGCUCAACUUAGGGAUACUGCUGAAGCUGUGCAGGCUGCAGGAGAAGUGCUAGUGCGGCUAAAGGAAGCAGAGGAAACUGCUGCAAUUGCUCAGAAGCGUGUGUUGUUGGCAGAACAAGAGACUGAGAAGGCCUAUCAAGAGAUAGAUACUUUGAAGAAGACUUAUGAAAAAGAGAUUUUAUUGUUAAAUCAGUUUCUUGUGGAGUCACGUUUGCCAAAAGAAUCUCCAAGACCUGCAGAAUUUGAUGAUCGUGCUGCGGCCGAAUAUGAUGUAGGGGGGACUCUCAUUGAUCAGCGAUGUAUACAGGAGUUCGAACCUCUUUGCCAUGAAGGGGAUAAUGGAUUUUCUAAAGGCACAGAUCCCAAUUCAUGGUUUUCUGGUUAUGAUCGGUGCAACAUCUGAAGCAAUAAAGAACUAGAUGUCAGCCAUUUGUUUGUAUCACAAAAAAGAUGUUGUACGCCUCAAGUAUUGAUAGUACCUGAUGUCAAUUGGUUAUAUCCACAAUUUCUGGCCUCUCACUGGUUGUGAGGAACAGUUGUAAUUUUCCAUCAGGUUACCUCUCGUGUCACAUUUAUGCCUUGUAUAAUCAGAACAGAUCUAAAUGAGCCAGUUCUUUGUAUUGUUGUAUGAAUUUUGAAUAUAAUUUUCUAAAUUGACUAUCCAUUAUUCAUUAAGGUAAA